Messenger RNA from Brassicogethes aeneus, 4017 nucleotides. The record is from the annotation of a GenBank genome assembly. Lineage: Eukaryota; Metazoa; Arthropoda; Insecta; Coleoptera; Nitidulidae.
AUGGAUAUAACCCACGACCAAAUUCAUCCCAACCCUAGGGACAAGGCCAAUCCACUUAGUAUAUUAUUUUUUUCAUACACAAUAGGAAUAUUCAAAAAAGGCUACAGAAAAGAUUUGGAAGCUGAAGAUCUUUACAAUCCUUUGAAAAGUGAUAAAAGUACAAUCCUAGGAGACAGAUUAGAAAAAAAAUGGGACGCCCACCUAAAACACAGAGAAAAGCUAGGAAAAAAACCGAGCCUGGGUAGAGUGCUAGUCUCCACUUUCUGGCCUGAAUACGUAUACCUAGGCGUGCUCUUAUGCGUGAUGGAUCUUGGAGUGAGAUUAAUCCAACCCAUCUAUCUUGGAUACCUUUUGGAUUACUUCAGACCCAACAGUGUGGUAACAGAAACUGAGGCGUUGUGGUAUGCGGGUGCUGUCGUGGGAAUGAACGCAGUCAGUGCCAUUUUUGUGAACCAAUACAUCAUGAACGCUUUCCAUUACGGUAUGAAGGUCAGGGCGGCGUGUUGCGCCCUGAUAUACAGAAAAGCUUUGAGACUUAGUAAGACUGCCUUAGGAGAGACUGCAUCAGGAAAAAUCGUAAAUUUAUUGUCGAACGAUGUCAGUAGAUUUGAUAUAGUAUCAGUAUUCAUCCAUCACAUGUGGGUUGCACCAUGCUCCACUUUAUUCGUAAUGUACUUCCUUUGGGUUAAAGCUGGAUAUGCCGGUAUAAUUGGGAUCAUUCCUGUGUUCUUGGUGGUCCCUUUCCAAAGUUACACUGGCAAACUGUCUGCAAAAUACAGGAAACAAACUGCCAUGAAAACCGACGAAAGAGUGAGACUGAUGGACGAAAUAAUCACCGGAGUGCAAGUAAUCAAAAUGUACGCCUGGGAAAAACCGUUCGCCAAAUUGAUCAAGUUUGCGAGAAAAGCGGAAAUCAAAAUAAUCACCAAGUCUUCCUACGUCAGAGGUAUUUUCAUGACCUUCAACCUAUUCACGACCAGGGUGGCUCUGUUUUGUACUCUGGUCACCAUGGCUUUGACUGAUCAACCAAUCACAGCGGCUAAGAUUUUCGUGUUCAUGUCUUAUUACAACAUCCUCGCUCAAACAAUGUCUUCCAUGUUCGUGAGAGGUAUAUCGGAAGUGGCGGAAUUAUUCGUCGCCAUAAAUAGAUUGCAAGACUUCAUGAGCAACGAAGAAUUCCUCGCUCUAAAAUCCUCCUCCAAUAACAACGACUUCGACUCCAAAACGGCAAUCAACAUGAAGAACGCCACUGUAAAAUGGAAUGUCGACUCUACCGAUCUAGCUUUGGACCAGGUGAAUUUGAACCUGCCCAAAGGGGAACUCGUUGGAAUUAUUGGGUUAGUGGGUGCUGGAAAAAGCUCCCUGUUGCAAACGAUCCUAGGGGAAAUAGAAGUGGUGGAUGGCUCACUAGAUAUCAACGGCACAAUCUCAUACGCGUCCCAGGAACCGUGGAUUUUCGCAGCCACAGUUCGUCAAAACAUAACAUUUGGCGCGCCGUACGAUAAGAUAAAAUACAACGAGGUUAUCCACGUGUGUGCUUUGGAAAAAGACUUCAAGCAAUUUCCGGAAGGUGAUUUGACCAUCGUAGGUGACAGAGGCGCCUCUCUAUCAGGUGGUCAGAAAGCCAGGAUAAAUUUGGCACGUGCUGUCUACAGGGAAGCCGAUAUUUAUUUGCUCGACGACCCUCUAUCAGCUGUUGACGUCCAUGUAGCUACACAUUUAUUCGACAAGUGUAUUAAUGGGUACCUGAAGGAUAAAACAAGAAUUUUGGUCACUCAUCAGGUUUAUCUCUUGAAGAAUGUCGACAAGAUCAUAAUCUUGAACAACGGAAGGGUCGAUAUGGAAGGCUCUUUUGAUGAUCUCUCAAAGAGUGACAAUCUUUACGGCCAACUCUGCAAAAUGGAACCCGAACAAACGCAAGUAGUCGACGAAAAAGCGGAAAACAUGAAAAUGCCCAGAAAAAUGUCAACAAGAAGUGCCAACAUCUCUCUUAGCAGCGCUAUAAGCGAGCUGAGCAUCACAGAUAGCAUUCUAGCGGAAGAAAACGUCGAAUCAGAUGAAGAACACGAAAUCAAAUACAAGGAUCUACAAGAAGAAUCCUCCAAGGGAAAAGUAGAGGGCUCCCUCUUCAUGCGUUACAUGAGGGCAGGAAGCAACCUAUGCUUGAUCACAUUUGUUUUCAUACUAUUCCUGAUGGCCCAAGUCUUUGCCAGCGGUGUUGAUUACUUCGUUAGUUUCUGGGUCAACAUGGAAGAAGCCAAAAACAAAACCAGUUACAACAGUACCAUGGACGAUGACGUGACUUCAGAACCGUUGAUAUUGUGGACCAAAAACAUCUGCAUUUACUUCUACACAGGCCUGAUCGUGGGGCUGUUUGUUAUCGCUUUAACUCGAUCUCUAAUAUUCUACAAACUAGCGAUGAAGUCGUCCCAAAAGCUGCACGACCAAAUGUUCACGAGCAUCAUAGGAGCCAAAAUGCGUUUCUUCGACACCAACCCAAGUGGUAGGAUUUUGAACCGGUUCUCCAAAGAUAUAGGAGGUAUCGAUGAGUUGUUACCGAAGACAAUUUUGGAUGCUGGACAAAUCAUGCUCACAAUGGGCGGUUCUUUAGUCCUUGUCACAGUCGUCAACGCCUACUUUUUGAUUCUUGUUUUGUUUGUUGGAAUAUUGUUUAUGUUCCUAAGACAUAUAUUUUUAAAAUCGUCCAAGAGCAUCAAACGUCUUGAAGGAAUAAUGAAAGGUCCAGUUUUCACCCAUCUUAACGCUACCCUUCAGGGUCUAACCACCAUCAGGGCCUACAGGGCUGAAGCAAUACUAAAGCAAGAAUUCGAUAAGCAUCAAGAUCUGCAUUCUAGCGCUUGGUUCAUGUAUAUCGCCCUUAGUUCUGCCUUUGGAUUCUACUCAGAUAUUUUGUGUUUCUUCUUCGUGGCCUUUAUCACCUUUAGCUUGCUUCUGUUUGGAGAUGCUCUUGGGCUGAAGGGCGGUGAUGUGGGUCUAGCUAUAACCCAGGCUACAGCCCUCACAGGUCUUCUGCAAUGGGGCAUGAGGCAGUCAGCCGAAGUUAUCAACCAGUUGAUGUCGGUUGAGAGGGUGUUGGAAUACGAAGAGUUACCCAAAGAAGUGGAAUCGGAAUCACCAAGAAAACCGCCCGGCGAUUGGCCCAACGAUGGUCACAUAUACUUCGAGGAUAUGGGUUUGAAAUACAUCGAUGAUGGGGCUUUGGUUUUGCGGGAUUUGAAUAUAGAGAUUAAACCGAGGGAAAAGGUUGGUAUUGUUGGAAGAACUGGAGCUGGCAAAUCGUCGUUGAUAUCUGCCCUGUUCAGACUAGCGACUGUAGAGGGAAAAAUCGUCAUUGAUGACGUUGAUACGAAAGAAUUGUCACUGUUCGAUUUGAGAUCCAAGAUUUCCAUUAUCCCCCAAGACCCAGUACUGUUCUCCGGAACCCUAAGGUACAAUCUGGAUCCUUUUGAGGAAUACCCGGACGAAGUUCUAUACAGGGCGAUCAACGAAGUCGAGCUGAAAGAUCCAGCGAACAUCAAUAAUCGUCUGGAAAACCGCGUCAUGGACAGGGGUAGCAACUACAGCGUGGGGCAAAGACAGUUGAUCUGUCUUGCCAGAGCCAUCAUCAGGAACAACAAAAUUCUCAUGCUGGACGAAGCUACUGCCAAUGUGGACCCACAGACCGACGGGUUGAUCCAAAAAACCAUCCGCCAGAAGUUCGCGGACUGUACCGUUUUGACGGUGGCGCACAGGUUGAACACCAUCAUGGAUUCUGACAAGGUUUUGGUCAUGGAGGGAGGUCAUAUGGUGGAAUACGACCAUCCGCAUGCUUUGAUGCAGAAUGCGAACGGCGUUUUUAGCAGGAUGGUCGCAGAAACGGGUAAGACGACGUGCGAGCAACUGAAGAAAGUUGCGUAUAAAAGUUACCAGAGGCAAAUAUCCGUCCCGGAAGUUGAAAGAGAUUAGUAAGUGUUCUUAGUGCAAACAAGACUUAUUUUUUUUACCUACUUAGAACUG